This is a messenger RNA of Ectocarpus siliculosus, 2631 nucleotides long. The record is from the annotation of a GenBank genome assembly. NCBI's taxonomy places the organism in Eukaryota, Phaeophyceae, Ectocarpales, Ectocarpaceae.
AUGCACCAUCGAGAAAACGCCCACCGCACCAUCGCGGAAGCGCUUGCCCGCGAGCUACCGGAAACGGCCCACCUCCAAGCCAUCAGAGAUGCCUGCUCAGCGAUCUCACCUUCUUCCUCUGCGUACAGCCUGGAGAAGGUUCUGGAGACGUCUGCCUUCCUGCUGCUGUGCCCCGAGCAGACGGUGCAGGUGGCGCGGGCCAUGGGCCCCUUUCUCCUCGAGUGCGUUGCACGAGCGCUCUCGGCCGCUCGCGCUGCUGCUCCUGGGUCGUUGCACCCCACCGUCGCCGCACCAGAAUCCAACGCAACCGCCAAGGAGAACCCGAUCGUGGCUGCCGUCUCCCCCGCGGAGCGCGCCGAGGACGUGCUGGUGGCCAUGAGCCGGCUGUUGCCCGUGGCGCCGCACGCGCUGCCGCUGGCCCUGCAGCACUGGCGGUCCUCGCCUUGCCCUUUCGACUGCAUCACGACGCUGACAGCAGCAGCAGCAGCAGCAUCGUCGUCCCCCGGCAUCAGCGGAGAAGAGGACGAGACGGCCGCGUCCGUGCUGCUGCAGAAGCGCGUCCACAAGGUCGCCGAGGCCGCGCACAAGCUCCUCUCGUGUGCUGCCUUGAGCCGGAGCAUCGCCGCCCUGUGGAACUGGUCACCCUUCUUCGGUCUCUGUCGCCAUCCAGACGCCCUGGUGCGGUGGCAUGCCGUGGGUGUGUGCUCAUCCUCCUCCCUCUUGGGCCUGGACGAGCAAGGUCGACGACGGCUACUGAAGGCGGCGAGAGCACUGGACGGCGGACCGCCUUCGUCCCAAGACUCGACACGGCCGUGCCAGAAUCAAGAGCAGCAGAUUAGAAAAACGCCUCAGGGGGGAGCAGCAGCAGCAGAAUCCACCGCGACGACUGGGAGUGGGACCCCUGCUGCAGUAGUUCCCGACAGUAAUGAUGCCGAGGCGAUAUCGAAAGCCAGGCUCGAUCUCUUGGACGAUCUCCGUCGCGCGCCGUCUGCCCUGGUGCCGCCACCGCCGCCGCCGGUACGUGAACGGCAAGAAGAGCCUUCGAGAUCGGCUGCUGCUGCGGCGAGGUUUACCUUUCGCCACCACCCGUCCGUAGCCGACAUCGGCGGCAUCUUGCACGCCAAAACCGCCCCCCCUUCCAGCAGUUACAGCAGCAGCAGGGAGCACGACCGUCGGCAUGGCAAGGGUGGAGAAGUGCCCAUGCUGGUGCCAACCGCUUCUGCCCGCCGAAAUCUUUCCUCGCUGUCCCUCGCGCUAACCGUGGACCGACCGAUCCUGCUGUACGGCCCCGCCGGAUCGGGGAAGAGCCUGCUCGCGAGGGAGGCCGCCCGCCUCAUCUCCAACUCGGGAGACGGCGUCGAUCCCGAGCCCGGAGCAUCAUCGACACCCCUCCUCGAGCUGCACCUGGAUGACCAGACGGACAGCAAGUCUCUCCUCGGCGCGCACGCUUGCACCGACGUGCCCGGCGAGUUCGCCUGGCGCCCGGGGGCCCUAACCCGCGCCGCCGCCGCGGGCACCUGGGUCCUCAUCGAGGACCUCGACCGAGCCCCGUUCGAGGUGUUGGCGGCGAUCGGCCCGCUGCUGGAGGGCAGGCCUCUGACCCUGCCGGGCAGGACGAGGCCCCUGAUAGCGGCACCGGGGUUCCGGGUGUUCGGCACCGUGACCACCGUCGGGGCCGGGGGGGUUGUGUUGGGUGGGGCUGCGGAUUUCGGGGCCCUCUGGACUCACGUCCCAGUCGAACCCCUCUCCGUCUCCGAAACCCUCCGCGUCGCCAAGGCCCGAUAUCCUGGGCUUCCGCCGCCGGCCCUCAAGCGCAUGCUGAGCACCAUGGUGGCCGCCAAGAGCGGCAACAGCGGCGGCGGAGGUUUCGGGUUGGCGUCUAGGUCUGCCGCGGGGCGAGAGCCUGGCGUCCGCGACUUCUUGAAGCUGUGCACCAGGGUCGACACUCUGGGCGUGUUCGACCGUCAGAAUGAGGAUGAGGUUUCCAUGUCGAACGAGUGUGGUCCACAAGAAAAUGAUCAGGAAGAAGAUGAUGAUCACCUCAACGACGAGGACGGGUGGUUCUGCAGCGAGGCCCAGGCGCUCCCUGUUGUGGUGGAGUCUCUCGAUGUCUUCGCCGGUCACCUUACCACCAAGGAAGCUCGAGCACACGCGGCGGAGGUGGUCGCCGGUCUUUGGAACGUUCUCCCCUCUAGGGCAGUCGAGAUCGCCACCACUUCCAGACCAGAGUUUGUUCAAGCGGGAGACUACCUCAAGAUCGGCCGAGUUACGCUGCCGAAGUUGCCUCAGGCAAAAGGCGGCGUCACGGCAUCCUCUUCCUUCGCCCCCACGUCACACGCCCUCCGUCUCAUGGAAACCCUCGCCGCAUCCGCGCAAGCCUGCGAACCUGUUCUGCUGGUCGGGGAAACGGGGUGCGGCAAGACCGCUCUCGUCCAGCGUCUCGCGGAAGGCACUGGCCGUGAUCUGGUGGUGCAGAACCUCAGUCUGCAGACCGACGGGGCCGACCUGUUGGGAGGAUUUCGACCCGUUGAACUGAGACAGCUGGCGGAGGUUGCAGCGAUGUCGGGAAAAACCAGCUUGGGCAUAUGUAGUUCGGUCUACUGUCUCUUGGAACAAGUUGGGCGGAGAUAA